CUUCCCUAUAAUGGUCUUACAACACCUGACUCCGCCUCUCUGCCAAGCACUAAACCAACAUACUCUUUUGCAGGAGACGAACCUACACCAGUUAAUGGCAUAAAACCAAAACCCAGGUGCAGCCAGUGCUUUAGCACCUUCCUGACGGAAAGAGCAUACACCAAACAUAUGACUACAUACCACAGCCAGACAAAGCCACAUAUCUGCGGCUUUUGUGGAAAGGGAUUUCAUGACAAGUUUGACCUGAAGAGGCACUACCGAACACACACAGGUGUCAGACCGUACAAGUGCAGCCAGUGUGCACGUUCUUUCACUCAGCGCUGCUCCCUUGAGACACACGUCAACAAAGUGCACGAGAUGCCACUCGCCUUCACAUUCAAGGAGCGGCGAGAAAAGAUAUACGUAUGCGAGGAUUGCGGACAUUCUGUGAAGGACGCGUUUGAGCAUUACCUCCACAUGUGGGUCGCGCACUCGCGACUGGCCAUGCCCAAGCGUCUUCGACAGAAAGUGCUACACAGGAUAAAGUACAUCCUAAAGGCUCAAAAUGGCGGUGAUAAAAAUGAAGAGGAACUUUUGGCAGACACCAAAGUUGUCACUCAGUCAAUUUGUCAAGUGAAGAUUUUAUCAUUUGGAAAGUAAUAGUCCUUUGGAAUCGUUGGAUAUGAUUCAUGGUGAAUGUAUUUCGUAGAUA
This is a messenger RNA of Strongylocentrotus purpuratus (purple sea urchin), 691 nucleotides long. Its product is annotated as transcription factor Ovo-like 2. The record is from RefSeq and is a predicted model, not a curated record. Gene Ontology annotation, biological process: regulation of transcription by RNA polymerase II; epidermal cell differentiation. Gene Ontology annotation, cellular component: nucleus. NCBI's taxonomy places the organism in Eukaryota, Metazoa, Echinodermata, Echinoidea, Camarodonta, Strongylocentrotidae. Gene Ontology annotation, molecular function: RNA polymerase II cis-regulatory region sequence-specific DNA binding; DNA-binding transcription factor activity, RNA polymerase II-specific. The coding region runs from base 169 to 639 and encodes 156 amino acids. The transcript is spliced from 2 exons.